Serendipita indica DSM 11827 is the source of this 1881-nucleotide messenger RNA. The record is from the annotation of a GenBank genome assembly. Lineage: Eukaryota; Fungi; Basidiomycota; Agaricomycetes; Sebacinales; Serendipitaceae.
AUGGGCCCCGCUCUAUCGCGUCUAGCCAACGCGAAGCAGCCUGUACAGAAACCGAAUGAAGAGGAUUUUGGAUUCAAGGAGUUGUUUUCUGGAACCAAUCCUGCUGUAGACAUCAUUGCUAUCCAUGGCUUAGGUGGACAUAGAGAAAGUACAUGGAAGGCAGACGACGGUACUCUGUGGCUACGUGACUUCUUGGGCGAUGACCUACCCAACGUCAGAGUCCUGAGCUAUGGCUACGAUGCCGCUCCUGGCAGUGAUAGACGCGUAGCACACAAUACCAUCCGCGAGCUUGCCGAUCAAUUUGUCAAUGCUCUCGUCAAGGAACGCACGGAUCACCCUCGAGCGCUCGUUAUCUGCCAAACUCAGACCAUGGCAUCAGAUUGGAAACUUCGGAAUAUUCUAGUGUCCACUAAUGGGAUUCUGUUUUUUGGCACGCCACAUUCUGGGGUCGCGAACGAGAUCAUUGACGGCAUCAAACGCGUCGCGUCAGGGUACCGAGAAGCAACCACCGUCAUCCUCAACGAUCUCCGAGCUAACUCGUUCGAGCUCGAGACUGUACAGAAACUAUAUGGUCAAGCGACGAGUGAGAAGAUCAAGACAAUAUUCUUCUACUCAGUAUAUCAAGAAAAGGGUUCAGGGAAAAUGUUUGUUGACUAUCAUGCGGCUAGGGUACCUGGUGACCGCGAUGCAGUAACGGAAGGUCUCUAUGCCUACCAUCGUGAUAUGGUGAGGUUUGGAAUCAGGAACAACAACUAUACAUCGGUUCGCUAUUAUAUCAAAGAAAAUGUUGACAGUGCAUCCGAAAAAGUGGGGGCUAAGUGGGUGACAGAGGACACACUUCGCAGUGCUGUAACUGGAGUGCUCGUCUCUGAAUACACCCCUAGGGAGGGUAUACCCUCCACUUUGGGACCAGUACCCGCGGAUCGGCCUCAGCUCCGUGAAAGCUCAGAUAGCGUUAGGGGAUCCCCCCAGUCGGCUCCACCAAACAUGACUUCUCCUUCAGAAAGCAGCAAAGCGCCAGACCGAAGGGUCACAACAAAAGUAAAUGAUUUCGGAAUCAAGGAAUUGGCCUCUGGAACCAAUCCUAUUUUCGAUAUAGUCGCUAUUCACGGCUUGGAUGGCCACAGAGAGAAAACGUGGAUGACAAAGAACGGUGAACUGUGGCUACGCGACCUUUUACCGCAUGACUUCUCCAACGCCCGCAUCCUUAGCUAUGGUUAUGAUGCCGACACUGGGAGUAAAGAACGUGUAUCAACCCAAAAUAUGCGCCGUCACGCUGAAGGGUUUGCACAAGCUCUUGCCAUGCAUCGCAAGAAUCAACCUGAGCGACCAAUCAUCUUCAUCGCUCAUGAUUUGGGUGGUAUCAUCCUCAAAUGGGCGCUAGUUAUGUGCCAUAGCCAGAGUCUGGACUCCAAAUGUGACCUUCGGAGCAUCCUAGCAUCGACUCACGCCAUCCUGUUCUUUGGAACACCACACUCCGGGCUAGAUAACAAUAUUCUUGACGACAUCAGACACAUGGCAUCAAAAUGCGCGCAUAAAACGGAUGUUCUUCUCAAAGAUCUCAAAGAAAAUUCAAAGCAACUCGAGAAUGUACAGAGACUAUAUCUCGGGAUUAGCGAGAUCAACACAAUCUUCUUCACAGAAGUGUAUGGGGGUAAAAAUGGAAGACUGACAGUCCAACCGCACUCAGCCACGGUCAAGGGCGACCGCAAGGCGAUUGAAAUCGGCCUCCACGCUGACCACCACGACAUGGUGAGGUUUGCAAACAGAGAGGACGUUAACUACAAAACUGUUGUCCAACAUAUCCUGGAAUAUGCUGAGAAUGCAUAUGAGCAAGUGUGGAAAAGAUGGGCUACAGAGGCUUCGAUUCGUAGUGUGUAA